AUGGAUAUUAUCAGCCUACAAUUUUGUCGAAUAUGUAUUGAAGAUUCAUUAUAUAAAGCAGAAAAGAGAGUCAAAGAUGGCGAAUUUACUGCAGAGUAUGGGAGAAAGUGGUUUGGUAAUAUUAAGGGUUUGAUAAAAAAGAUCUUCAGCACCAAUGUUUCCAAUGAAUUGGAUCCUAAACCAGAAUUACUAUACCGCUUGCGUAAAAGUAUUGAGAUUAAACCUGAAGACAUUAAAGAAUCAUUACAAGCCCAAUUUGGAUUUCUUCGUUUUAUUUUUUAUGUUGUUUCAACGCCAUCAACACUUUGUGAAUUUCAAAAUGGAGAGUUGGUGGUUCAUUUUGACUUAAAUUACCAUACCAAUGCGAUUAAGAAAAUAAAAGCUGGCUUUACUCCAGAGACUCAAUACGAUAGGAUUUUUCAAGAAUUUUAUGGAAUGGCUGAACUCAAUCUUAGUGAAAACGAGGCAUCAAGUUUUUUCAUCGCUGAUACAUGUACAGAUUUAAUACCAGAUUUAAUACCAGAUUUACCAAAUACAAGCAAAACAGAAUACUAUUGUGCACUCAAUUUGGAUUUUUGGUUGAUAUCCAGAAAGAUUCUAGUUAAAAAGAAUAACUGUGGUGACAUUGUUGCUGAAGGUGUACAAAUUGAUAUGGGAAUUCUAAGUAAUGACAAGAAAGGAGAAGUAUUUGAACUACUAGCCAGAGCUUAUGAAGAGAAAAAGAUACUAACCUUGGCCAUUGAAAAGGCGAAAAACGCAAAAGAAUGUUAUUCGGUAUACUUUGAUUUUAUACGCCCUAGAAAUAACAAGAGCGAAAAGAACAAAGAAGAAAUGAGUGAUUAUAUUAAAUAUCUGGAGGAUAAAAAUACCAAAACAGUUCAGAAGCCACCAUCAAAUACCAGCAAUAACGCAACUGUGGUAGAAAAAAACACAGACAUAGACCAAGAUAUCGUAAAGCAUAACAAGGAAUAUCUUGUGGUAUUUGAUGAUUACAUUGAGCCUUUGCUGAUGAGGUUGGAAGCUCAAUUGCAAUCCGGGAAUUUUCAGAUGUCAGAAGUCAAUCAAAUGACCACAGACUUAAAUGACUAUCUUGAUAAAAGAAAAGAAAAUGAGAAUUUUAACGAACUAAAACUUCAAUUGAACCAUAGGCUAUGUAUGUUUAUCAACUUAAAGAAUAUACCUGAAGAUGAUAUUGAAUAUAUAAUGAGUGUUAUCAGAUUUUAUACUAAUGUGUUGGUUGUGAUUGAUACAUCAUGUGUAAUGGAUGUUGAAGACUAUGAGAAGCCAUAUGUCAAUGUUUUAACUAAUUUGUUUAAUAUUCUCGAAAAGUUCUACGGACUAUUCGGUAGAAGUAAUAUCUCAUCUCAGAUGAUUAAAGAUAUCGCAAAGUUUAGGAGCAGAGCAUAUCAAAUAAAUCAUUUCCCAGCAUGUUAUAUCAUAGCUAAAUGGAUUAACACGCCUCUUCAAAAAUUGCCUGUCAAUGACGAUAAUAUAGAUCAGGCAGUUGAAAAUUCAAUUGAUAUGAUGAAGUGUAUUGAUAUUCAGAAAUAUCAUGACCAAAUACUGGAACUAACUAAAGAUUCUUUAUCAUGUUGUCGAAAGGAGACACACAGAGCAGUGUUAUUAGAACUAAAAUCCAAAGCAUAUCAAUAUAAAGAGAUAUACAGUCUAGCUAUAAAAAACGCUAAAGAAGCUCAAGAAGCUUAUACGGAUGAGGAAGAUAAGAAACGAUUAUUACAACACAUUGAUUACUUGCAAUCACUACAAAGGGAAAAAGAGAGAAGGCAAGAACUGUUGAGGUUAGAAGAAUCGAGAAUACCUUACAAUGAAGAAGCUGAAGAGGAGUAUUUUGAUUCUCUGGAUUUUUUUGUGGAGGACGAUGAAGUGGUCGAUGGUGACGAUUGCGAUAUGUUCAAUAUGGCUGAAAAUAAAAUUAUUUGUGGUGAAUUUGAUGAAAAAUAUGCCGAAGAAUUCCGUAGACAGGCUGCAAGUGGAUUUAUAGGCUACAUUAACAAAAGAACAGAACAAGUUCAUUGCAUGUUGAGGAUAACAAAUGGUAUAGGAGAUGUCAUAGAAAAGUGUGAGUUCAGUGACAAUGUUUUCAUAUCUUGUUUAAGAUAUUUAUUCUAUGGGAUGAAUGGAAUAGGUGUAUUCUUUUCGAACCCAAAAGAAGGGAAAACUGCUCAAGUGAGCGCUCAUGCUUAUGAGUUAUUUCAAUUUGCAGUUAAUGGCCUCCUGGUUCAGAAAGUAAAGCACGAUGAAAUACAAAGUUCUAAGACACUAGCAAAGGCUAUCUUUGAAUUUAAGGGUGAUUAUGACAGAGCAGUUGCUGGUUGCAAAGCAGUUUUAAAAUUAGCUACUGAAUUUGAUAUGGAACAUACAGAUCAGAAGAUUAAAGCACUAGAAACAAUGGCUAGGGCUUUUGAAAAAUUAAACAGAAGAGAAGCUGCUAUAGCUAGGAUUGAUGAAGCUAUUGAAAUAUGCCAGAAUACAGACAAGAAAUCAGAGCUUCAGAGCUUAAAGACAAAAUUUCAACGAACUAUCCAAACUCGAGAGUCAGUUGGGGCUUCUUACUUAGUUGAUGAUAACAUAAGGAAAGACAGAGAACGUCAAAAUAAAAUUCAGUCCCGUCAUCACAAGAAGAAAAGAAGAAGAUAUAAGAAACAAGAAAUGGUGACACCAGAAGAUGACGCGAAUUUCCAAAACAAAUCUGAAAAUAAAGUACAAAAUGUAGAAUUGUCAACAGUCACACCGAUAAGUGAUACAGAAAGUGAUUUGUCGGAUGAUUAUAUUGAUAGUGAAACUUACAGUUUAACCACAGCCCCCAGCACAGAUAAUCUAUCACUGUUCUCUUAUUCUCAGUCAGACGUGGAUCAGGAUGAAUCAAUAUCAGAUGAGGAAGUUUCUGUUCCACAAGAAACCUGGUAUGAAACUAGUAUCAAGGUAAUGGAAGGACAUGAAAAGAAAACAGAACAUUGUCUUCAGUAUGAUGUAGAUUUAAGGGAACGCUUCGAUUUUCAAGAAAAUUUGCCAAAGUGGGAAAUAUUUUAUCCUGCAAUGAUGACCAGAGUUGAAAUGGAACAGAAUAUUCAAGCAAAUCCUGUGAAAUAUAAGAAAUGUAUCAUUAAUGUGGAUUCAUCACAAUCAGCUACAUGUACUACGACAGAAAAUCCAAUUGGUGAGCAGAUAGUGAUAAAUGGUAGAUCUAAAUGCGGACAAACAUUUUCUGGUGAUGAGGUCUGUGUAGAAAUUAUUGGUAAAGCAAACGAUAAAGACUGUGGUAAAGUUGUUGGGAUUUUCAAAAGAAAUAGGUCUGAUACAAAAAAUCCUGUCUUUUUAUGUACAAUAACUGGAGAAGAAGCCCAUUUGAUGGGACCUAUCUGCAAGACUGUCCCCAAAAUAAGCAUUUUCCAUAAUCAAGUAUUAAAGAGAUUUUCCAACAUUCCCAAUUCCAAGAUAGAAGUAUACAAGAUGGAUAAGAAAAAAUCAUUCAAAUUUUCUCAUUUCUUUACCAUAAAUCCUGCUAAAAGACAACAAUAUAUUUUUGUUGUUGUGUAUUUGAACUGGAGUCCCAAAUUUGCCUAUCCUAAAGGAAUGGUUAUAGACGUAAUUCAAAACUAUAAGGAUUAUCAAGCAAGUCUUAAGAUACUUGGAAAUCAAUUUGCUAUUGACCCUAUUUACCCAUCAGAAGUAAUCCAGGAAAUUGUGGGUAUGAAGAAAGAUGACUCUGUACCGAGCUAUGACUUUGAUGUAUUGACCAUUGACCCAAAGGGAUCAAAGGAUCUAGAUGACGCACUUCAUAUAACAAGGCUAUCUGAAAACAUUUUCGAGGUCGGCGUUCAUAUUGCAGACGUUGCCCAUUUUGUAGUAAAAGGCUCUGAGAUUGAUAAGGAGGCUGAAAGAAGAGCGACAAGCUUUUAUCCAGAAGAUUCCAGAUCCAUUCAUAUGCUCCCUGAACCAUUGAGCGAAGAUAGGUGUAGCCUUCGAGAGAGAGAGGUUCGUCGUACGAUUUCUGUGAUAUUUAAACUGGAUGCCAACGGUGAACAGCUUAACGAACCAGUAAUUCAACGAUCUUUUGUUCGCUCCAUGCAACAGUUGACAUAUCAUGAAGCACAACUAAUUAUCAAUGGCCACCGAGAUGGAUUUUCCGAUACGAUUAAUGGUAUGAUAACUGAUUUGUACAGGCUGUCUAAAUCUAUCAGACGUUCUCGUUUAAAGAAAAGACUCUAUCAUGUUCAGUAUAGUGAUGGCUUUCUUCGUGGUGAAAAUGAAACGAAUGAAACAGAAGCUCACGAUUUAGUGGAAGAAUAUAUGAUAAUGACAAAUUGUCAUAUUGGCCAAAUAAUUACAGAACAAUUCCCAAGAGGAAUACUGCUAAGAGUUCAACAACCACCAGACGACAAAAAACUUGUUCAAUGGUUUGGUCAAAAUCAACCGGUUGGUAAUUUGAUUCUUUACUUACAAGGUUAUUCUUGUCAAAGCAGCAAUGGAAAUUUAUCACUAUCCCUGGACAAUAAUCAUUCCGACGGACAUCUGACAGUUCAGAAAUCAGUUUGGACAGAAGUCCUGAGAGCAAAGGAAGCAAAAGAUUGGAAAAAGUUGCAAAGUAUUCUCUGUAUGGAUGAUAUACACCCAAGCCAUUUUAUUGCUCGGACACGUUGGAAUGGGAUAAUGGAAUCAGCGGAGUAUAAGUUAUGCUCUGGAGCACGGGCAACAGGUUCCCAUCAUUUUACAUUAAACUUCAAUCUUUACACACAUUUCACUUCGCCGCUGAGACGGUUUGUUGAUUUAAUCAAUCAUCGCUUUAUCCACGCCUAUUUGGAUAAAAAGAAAGCACCAUAUACUACCCACGAGCUGCAGAUGAUAAGCCUACAUCUUGGUAGACGAGCAAAACAACAGAAAUUGUAUGGAAAGCACAGUAAAACUCUAAAAUUAGCAUAUGAGUUAACAAAACAACCGGCCCAGAUUAUGGGAUUUAUCAGUCAAGCAGAUAAUGACGGGGUGGAAAUUGAAAUACCUCAAUGGCCAUUUUUGAAAGCGAAUAAUGAUAUACCAUUUCAUUUACUGGACGUUUGCGAAAGACCAACUGUAAAAGAUACACUUACAGAAACCUCUUGGAGAAAGAGAAGCUUCCACACUCUAGGAGCAGUUGGCCAUGUCCGCCCUGAAAUGAAAAGGCGAGAAAAACUACAACUGAACCCUAUCAAACAUUGCCUAAACAUACCGUUAAAAAUGUGGGCGGACCUUCUCACCAAUCUUAUAUCAUCGACUGAAUCUGAGGACAAACAACGCAGUAAGCGGUGUAAAAAGGAAGUCGAAAAAAUAAUUGAUCAAAUUGGUAUGGAGGGAAUAAAUCCCAUAGGGACAUUAUAUGGAACUGUAGAUAAAGUUACCUGUGAAGGUGGUCGAAGUAAUAUUUCAUCACUAACGGAUAUGUGUAGGUUCAGUUUCAAGUUUGCUCCUGGUCGAGUUCUGUGCACUCAGCUAUCAACUGUUUUCGAAAAGGGACUUCCAAAACCUAAGUUUACUAUGGUCAAACUAGCUGAUAAUUUGAUAUUUUGUUUGGAACAUAAAGAUGAUCCUGUGACCUGCCUUACUAAGGAGUCUUUUGAGUCGACAAAAGGAAGAAAGUGGAUACAAAUAUCAGAAUAUGUGAAGGCAUGGUCAGCCCUAGUGGAAAUGGAAGCCGCAGUUCAAAGUGUUCAAGGCGGUGACACAUUUUUCAUUGAACACGUCCCAGUGCGUUUUACAACACAAGAUUCUGGUAGCUUCACUUUUAACCAUUCAUUUUGUUCAGACAGGGACGUAUUAGGUAGUAUUCACAUUAGUAAAGAUGAAAAAGAAAAGCCUAUAACUGAUUUUGUCUGUAUCCGUAAAGAAGUAGCUCAAGACUCUGACAAUCCCUUUAUCUGGGUAGGUCAUGGGCAAAUGGUAUAUUGUUGUAAAAGCGAAGAUUACAUGGAAUCAAAUGAAUUGGAGGUUUAUUUCGAACUUCAUGGCACAGAAACAUCUAGUUCAAAAAUGAGAGAUGUAAUAAAUAUAGGAACACAGGAUGUUUUCACUCUCGAGAUAAUACCAAGAUCAGAAACAGACAGGAGACUUAAAGAUGUUCUAAAAAAGAAAGUCAUCGAGAGUAACCCUUUAGUGAAAGCAAUAGUUUUAAACAGCUCAAUACCAGUGUUAGACCGUGAUCACCUUGAUUUGGGAAAGAAGAUCGAAAAAGAUUUACCUAAAGAGGAACUGCAGAUCCUCAAAUUACCUGGUAACAAUAUAAAACAACACGAGGCUAUCGAGAAAUCAUUAACAUCAGCAUUCACAUUGAUACAAGGUCCUCCAGGAACUGGGAAAACGUAUACUGGUAUUAAAUUAGUAUAUCUCUUCACUAAGAUUAAUAAGAUCAUUAAGCUAGAAGAACCAGCCAAAAAGGGAGACAAAACAAUCGAUGGUAAAAACCAAGUUUUGUAUUGUGGUCCUUCUAACAAAUCAGUUGACGUUGUAGCACGUAAUCUUAUAAAGAAGUUGGGAAAUAGAUGCCCAAAAAUAGUUCGAGUUUAUGGCAGGACUGUAGUUUUUUGCGAUUUCCCUGUGCCUGGCAGAGCUUCACCAUCAAGAGCUGCAAGGAGAGAAGGACAAUGCCCUGAAGACUUACAUAAUGUUGCUCUUCACCAUAUCAUUAGACAGAAAGGUAAACCGUAUGCAGAUAAAAUUUGUGAAUUUGACAAGAAGUUUAAAAAGGAAAUUCAAUUCCCAGAAUCACAGGGAAUAACCAAAAUGAUGAUAAAGACAUACCAUAAACUUGUCCGUCAAGCUGAGGAAGAAGAGUUGCCAUUAUAUGAAGCAAUUUUGUGUACAACUGGUGUUGGGGGUAACAAGAGAACGAUGAAAAAUCUUAAAGUAUUCCAAUGUAUAAUUGAUGAAUGUGGCAUGUGUACUGAACCAGAGACUUUAUUACCAAUUCUUGUUGCCAAACCCAACCAGCUUGUUUUAAUUGGUGACCAUAAACAACUUCGACCAAUAUUGAUGUGCUCUAAAGCCGCUAAACUUGGUCUAGAAAAGUCAUUGUUUGAGAGAUAUGCUGAAAAGGCCAUUUUUCUUAAUAUCCAAUACAGAAUGCACCCUGAUAUAUGUGCAUUUCCAUCCAAGCAAUUUUAUGAAGGUAAACUAGAAACAGGACCAUCUACAUUAUGGGAGAUUAAACAGCCUUUAAGGAUAAUUGGUGGAAAAAAGAUUAUGUUUUUCCAUAUAGAAGGAGAAGAAGAAGCACUAACAGUACACACUGAUGAUGGUCACGAACGAUCAAAGUCCAAUAUUCAGGAAGUUGAUAAAGUUAUGUUAUCUCAGAGGAAGCUAUAUGAUUAUCAAGCAUUACCUCUGGUGGAUUUAUUUCGACACAUGGUAAGGAAUGAAGAUAUCAAUCCAAGAAGUAUCAAUAUCAUGACACAAUACAAAUCACAGAUGUCUUUGAUUCAGAAGAAAAUAAAGGAAUAUAACUUCGACAACACUGUAAAUACAGUUGUAGCCAGCCAAGGUGGUGAAUGGGAUUAUGUUAUUUUAAGUACCGUACGUUCUCUACCUUUGUAUAAAAUUGAACCUUUUCCUACUCGAGGAUGGAGAACAGAAAAUCUCGGAUUUUUAGCUGAUGAAAAUCAGACCAAUGUUGCUCUUACAAGAGCGAGGAAGGGAUUAUUGAUUAUAGGUAAUAAGAAUGUGUUGAAAUGUGAUACAACUUGGCGAGCCUUGUUACUACAUUAUGAGAAGCAAGGCUGUAUUCAAGACGCAAAUAACAUUCCUUCGUCUGCUCCGCCUCGUGCGGCAAUUCCUAUUAUUGGUCGAUAUAAAUCGGCAAAAAAUGGACCAUAUCCUUUUAAUAUGAUAUAAUCGCUUUUAUUGUUAUUUUCAAAUCAAUAUAAUUGGUGUAUUUUAACAUGGAAAAUAUUUAUUAUUGAAAUUGGUGUAAAAUAUAUUUUGUAUCAUGGGGUUCGUCAACCUUUGGUGUGUUCGCAAUAAGGACUACAGUUUUAUACGCCCACCUGUAAAUGUGGACGUAUAUUGCCGUCGUCCCUGUCCGUCCGUUCACAUUUCUUGGGUUUGAUUUUCGCUAUCCUACAAUUCCUUAUUUUAUCAAGAUACGGGUUUGAUUGGAUAAGAAUAACAUAAUUGGGACUGGCCUGGUAGAAAUCUAUUUUGAUUACAAUGUAGACUAAAAAAAAACAAUAAUGAUACGAAAUUGUGAUCUAAUUUUAAUCAGAUUGAGUUUUUCGGAUGACUUUUCCCAUUUGAGACGUUCGCUGCAAAUUAUCUUUUUAACUUUUGGUAUUAAAAUUUAUUGCUAGGUAAGUUUUUGUAAAGUCUUUAUUUUAUUUAUUAUCACUUAAUUCACUUUAGUUUUGAAUUUAUGUGCUAAAAUAAAUUUUUAUCUCUGUAA
Molecule: messenger RNA, 8425 nt
Organism: Lottia gigantea (owl limpet)
Lineage: Eukaryota; Metazoa; Mollusca; Gastropoda; Lottiidae
Exons: 34
Coding region: 1-7878 (2625 amino acids)
Molecular function (GO): RNA nuclease activity; 5'-3' DNA helicase activity; RNA binding
Source: RefSeq, a predicted model, not a curated record